Phlebotomus papatasi is the source of this 1184-nucleotide messenger RNA. Its product is annotated as FUN14 domain-containing protein 1A-like. Lineage: Eukaryota; Metazoa; Arthropoda; Insecta; Diptera; Psychodidae. Bases 244 to 774 code for a protein of 176 amino acids. The transcript has 4 exons. Gene Ontology annotation, biological process: autophagy of mitochondrion. Gene Ontology annotation, cellular component: mitochondrial outer membrane. The record is from RefSeq and is a predicted model, not a curated record.
CAAAGUGACAGCAAGACGCAAAAAAUCGAAAGGUCGCAAUUUCGUAUAUAUUUUGGUAAAUUUCUUCACAAUUUAUCAUAUCUUUUGAUUAUAAAUACCCGUGAGCAAUACAUUGGUUAUUCUUCUUCAUUGUGUAAUAAUAGACUUUGUGCUAAGUAUUGUGGUUUACGAGAAAAUUUAAUAAGAGAAUUUUUGAUAAUAAAUCGUAGUUUUUCUGAAAGAAUUUUUAAAAGGCCAAAUUCGAUGAACGAUCCCAAACACCACAAGAACUUGGCCAACACGAAAAUCACAAAAAUGUCUGGGAAGGAUAAUGGAGCUCUUGAGCGUUUCUUCGGAGACAUCUCUAAGGGGUCAGCCACAAAGCAAAUUGUCAUCGGAGCUGCUUCCGGAUGGCUCACGGGAUUUGUGACUGUCCGUGUGGGCAGAUUGGUGGCAGUUGCAGUGGGUGGUAGUAUCAUCCUCCUGCAGAUAGCCAAUGAGCAGGGUUAUAUCAAAGUGAACUGGAAUAAAGUGAAUGCCAAAGUAGACAAAUUGGCGGACAAAGUUGAAGAGACAGUUACUGGAGAAGGACCCAGAUGGGUUGAUAAAGCUGAACGAUACCUCGAUCGCAAACUCGAUCAGGCUGAGGAUUUACUGAAGAAACAGCAGAAGAAGACCAAAAAAUGGUACUCAGCUCUGAUUGGUGACGAAAAUGGAUGCAGGUUGAAUGAUUUUCACAUCUUCCUCGGUGCCUUUGCGGCUGGAAUUGUACUUGGUGUUGGUACUGCUAAGUAGAUACAUCCAUCUGAACAACCCUUCAGCAUCAGAUCAUCACCCAAUCGAAAUACUCUCCCCCCAAAAAAAACAUAGUCUCAAUAAUUGAUUUUUAUUUAGAGGAAAACAUUUCGAAUGGUUGUUGUGGACUAAGUCAAAAGUUUUUUUUUUAAAUAGAAUUUCCAUGAAUCUCCAUAGAAUCUAGGAGAUAUUUUGCAAAAAGUAUUCGUAGUCAGAACUUUAGAUGAGGAAGAAUAAUGUGAAAAAAUGAAAACUCCAAAUGCAGAAAAUUUGUACAUGAUAAAAUUAUUUUAUCAAUUUGGUAUAGCACAAAAUGUUUUUUGCUUCUCAUUAUGGCUUAAGUUUUAAGACUUAUUAUAAUAUCAGUAAGAAUUCAAAAUUAUACGUGAAAAUAAAGAUACUUAAACUGA